Saccostrea cuccullata (small rock oyster) is the source of this 587-nucleotide messenger RNA. RefSeq names its product actin-binding Rho-activating protein-like. Gene Ontology annotation, cellular component: sarcomere. Gene Ontology annotation, biological process: positive regulation of transcription by RNA polymerase II; positive regulation of Rho protein signal transduction. Lineage: Eukaryota; Metazoa; Mollusca; Bivalvia; Ostreida; Ostreidae. The record is from RefSeq and is a predicted model, not a curated record. Bases 96 to 536 code for a protein of 146 amino acids. The transcript has 2 exons. Gene Ontology annotation, molecular function: actin binding.
CAAUCCUCCCACGCAGAUUAAAUUCUAUAUGGCAGAAUGCAUGCGGAAUUAGGCUUGGAAUUCUUCGAAUACUGACACAAAGAAUCUAUGUUACCAUGGCAGGGAUAUCAAAGAGGGUCAACCAGUGGCAGAAAUUCUUUGACGAACACGAACAAAAACAGAAAAUAAACCCCUUCUCUGAAUGGGAGGGGGCCUCACAUCGUCAGAAACUGGACAAAAAUGACCCUAACUACGGACGCCCCGUGGAGGGAUCUAUGACAGAAUAUAGGGGUCAAAAGGCCGGAGAACUCAUCAGCGGAGAAAUCGUGGAACUAUGUCACGUGAUCGCUGAUCUUGGACAAAAGAACGCGGAUGGAACAUUCAGUAUAUCCUUUGGAAAUCUAUUCGAAGCAUACACAACGAUAUCAAACAAACUGGUGGGGAUGUUGAUGCGUGCACGAAAACAAAAAUUAUUAACUUUUCCUGGAGAAAUGUUAUUUCAGAGACGAGAUGAUGACGUUACAAUUACUUUAUUUAAAAUUCCGUAUACCACGUGAUUAAUAUUUAAAAAUAAUUUAUUUAAGUUUUUAAUAAAUAAAAGAAUUUUU